AUGAAUAUAAAAAAAAUAAAUACAAGUGAUGAUACAUUAUGUGCAAGAUCAAGUUGUCAUACAAAUGGGUCUAUAAAUGGUUUUCAAUCAUAUGUAGAUUUAACAGAUGCAAUUAUUAAAGUUGAUGUGUUACCUACUGAUGUUAGUUGCUUCCCAUUUAUGACUACUCUCUCCAUUAAUAUUUUAAAACCAUCCAACGAAUUUUUUUAUUAUGAAUUCUCGGCAGUUACUACAGUAACAUUGAAUUGCCCAGAAAUACAAGAUUUAACUCAAAAAUUACCACCUUAUGAAUAUUUGUAA
Dictyostelium purpureum is the source of this 300-nucleotide messenger RNA. RefSeq lists its product as uncharacterized. The transcript has 2 exons. Lineage: Eukaryota; Evosea; Eumycetozoa; Dictyosteliales; Dictyosteliaceae. The coding region runs from base 1 to 300 and encodes 99 amino acids. The record is from RefSeq and is a predicted model, not a curated record.